AAUGAAGUCGUGACUUUCUUUGUGUACCACACUUUCACAUGGCUUCAAUCUUCAGUACGGUCGAAAAAUGUUUGCCUGCUUUUUACUUUGCACGAAAAAGAUAAUUUUCUCCAGAUGAAAAGCUCAUCCUGUAUUGAAGCCAAGCUACUUUGAAGCGGGGAAAAAGGUUACUUUGUUGAAAACAGAAAUAAAGGGGAGAAAAAGACUAAAACCUUACAGGGCUUGCAUACGAUGCAUUGACUAUAAGAUAUGCUCCUCGCUCUCUCUCUCUCUCCCUCCCUCUCCCUUUCUCCCCUACCUUACAUGGUGACAAUCAUUAAGCCUCUGGCUGUAUAUCUCUAAACCCAAUCUUACUGGCGAGAUCUUGAGCCAUAUUUUUCAUAUACUUUUAUAUAAUCCAAAUAAGCAAUCAGUCUGCUUAAUUUAUUUCAUCAGACAGACUAUCGAUCGAGAAUCAUGCAUGAUUCAAUAGGAAUUCCUGCUUGCUUUACAUCUAGUGAUCAGAGGCAAGCUGAUGAGCCAGCCAGCGUAGGCAGAUCAGGCCAGAGCGUUUUUAUGUCAGUAUAUCGAACAAAGCUUGCCGGUCAGUGCCGCUUGAUUACUGUUACAUGGUGCAGGAAUUUGUUACUACAUGGUCUAUCUGUUUCUGUUCAAGGACCUGACGGCGACGAGCAUUACAGGUGCAAAGUUGAGCUGAAGCCAUGGUAUUUCUGGAGAAAACAAGGCUCCAAGCAUUUUAUUGUUGAUGGUAGGACUGUUGAUGUGGUUUGGGACCUCAAGGCCGCAAAAUUCAAUGGUGAGACCGAGCCGCGAUCGGAUUACUAUGUUGCCAUCAUUUGUGAAGAUGAAGUAGUUUUACUUCUUGGUGAUCAAAAGAAAGACGCUUACAGAAAGACAGGUUGUAGGCCAUCUCUUAUUGAACCGAUGUUAGUCUCCAGGAGGGAACAUAUAUUUGGUAAGAGGAAGUUCUCCACAAGGGUUAAGUUUAAUGACAAGGGGACCUUUCAUGAUAUCUCAGUCGAAUGCAACAAUAGCAUCAGCAGCAACAGCAGCUCUGAUGCUUUUGAUCCAGUAUUGGAGAUAAGAGUAGAUGGGAAACUAGCUAUUCAGGUUAAGCACCUUCAGUGGAAAUUUAGAGGCAAUGAGUCCAUUAAUGUGGGAAAAAGUGGAGUAGAAGUUUUCUGGGAUGUUCACGAUUGGCUCUUUGGUUCUGGGCCAAGGCAUGGUCUUUUCAUAUUUAACCCAAUUCCAUCAUCUUCUGUAUCGCCAUCAUCAAUAUCAGCUCCAUCAUCCCCUCCAACAUCAUCGUGGACAUCGAUGCCUGUGUCAAAUCAGGAAGUGAAUUCUGCAUCAGGAGAUUAUAAUAAUGCAGGGGGUUCCUCCAGGUUCUGCUUAUUUCUAUAUGCCUGGAAGGUGGAAUGAAAAUUGUACUGUGCAUGGCACAUGAGUGGUUCCUUCUAACAUUAUCAUUACUAUAUCAUCAUCAUCAUCAUCAUUCAUGCAUCGUUUCCUGUGAAUUAAAAGCCGGUCAAACUGAUUGAGUUUUCAUAUUCAAAUAGAAAGAAAUGAAGGAUUAGGCUUUGGUUACCAACAUAAGGGCCCAAAGAAAGCUGGAAGAUGGCACUGGUGGACAGGAUUGGACAGGCCAGAUUGGACGACCUUGGAAGUUUUCCAAUAAUUCUCCAAUCUCCAAUACCAAUCAAGACUUUCAAAUGGUUUGUAAUGUAGUUAUAUAGAUAUAUAUUUGAAAUAUAUUGCGUGUGGCAACAGACGGUCAACAGUGUUUAUAAUGAUGUAUGAAUCCGGCAAAAACAGCUGAUAUGUAGGAUGAUAUUUUGCAGUUGAUGGUGAUUGAAUCACCAAUUGGCAAGAGCCCGUGCAUACGCGUGCGUUUAGUGGAAAUGGAACCUGUUGGUUCUCUCUUUUUUUCAAUAAACGGUUGUUGUAGCUUUACAUGUGA
This is a messenger RNA of Theobroma umbraticum, 1960 nucleotides long. RefSeq lists its product as uncharacterized. NCBI's taxonomy places the organism in Eukaryota, Viridiplantae, Streptophyta, Magnoliopsida, Malvales, Malvaceae. The record is from RefSeq and is a predicted model, not a curated record.